AGACGUGAGGAAGGCACAAGCACAAGCGCAGUUAGUAAUAAUUCGAUCAAUUAUAUUACUGCAUUAUUAUCGAUUAGCAGCUAGCUAGGAGGAGCUAGCUAGUGGAGUAAUUAACAUUGUACAAGGUAGAAAUUAAUUAAGAUGGGUGCAGUGAGCAGAAGCGGCCGCGCAGUGGCCGUCCUGCAGCUUGUCUCCACCGUCGUCCUCCUCCUCUCGCCACCACCAGCAGCUGCAUCUCGCCGUGACAUGUCUGUGGACUUCCACGCUGCGUCGUGCCCGCAGCUGGAGACCAUCGUGCGCUCCGCCGUGCAGGCGGCGCUCCAGCGGGAGAUCGCCCUCGCCGCCGGUCUCCUCCGCAUCUUCUUCCACGACUGCUUCCCACAGGGGUGCGACGCGUCGGUAUAUCUGAAUGCCACCAACCCCAACACGGAGCAGUUUCCCCAGGGACCCAACGAGACGCUGCAGCCGCGGGCGCUGCAGCUGGUGGAGGACAUCCGCGCCAAGGUGCACGCCGAAUGCGGUCCCACUGUCUCCUGCGCCGACAUCUCCGCCCUCGCCACCCGCGACGCCGUCGUCGUCUCCGGCGGCCCCUCUUACGCCGUGCCACUCGGCCAGCAAGACAGCCUCGCUCCGGCAUCGGUGGAUCUCGUCGGAGAUCUCCCGGGCCCGAGCACCUCCAGAGUCCAGGCUCUCAUCGACCUUUUCGCGACCAGGGGCCUGGGAGAUCCUGCCGACCUGGUGGCGCUCUCCGGCGGCCACACCGUCGGGAGAGCACGCUGCGACUUCUUCCGUGACCGCGCGGGGCGCCAGGACGACACCUUCUCCAAGAAGCUGAAGUUGAACUGCACCAAGGACCCCAACCGGCUGCAGGAGCUUGACGUGAUAACGCCCGACGCCUUCGACAACGCCUACUACAUCGCGCUCACCACCGGCCAGGGUGUCUUCACUUCCGACAUGGCGCUCAUGAAGAACCAGACCACGGCGUCCAUCGUCAGGCAGUUCGCGCAGGACAAGGCCGCCUUCUUCGACCAGUUUGCCAAGUCCAUGGUCAAGCUCAGCAAGGUACCCAGGCCCGGCGGGAACGUCGGCGAGAUCCGCCGCAGCUGCUUCCUUUCCAACUCCAACGGACCACGCCUCGACCUCGUCGUCGCCGCCGCCACCGACCAAGACCCCGGUUUCGCUGCCUCUGCGUCUGCUUGAUACUCCAUACGUCCGUCCGACCGUCCCUACUUUUAAUUUGGGUUCAUUCCAAGAGUGAUCAUAUAUAUCUUGAGUAUAUUUUAUUCCAACUGUAUGUAUGUAUAUGUUCGCGCGAUAUAUAUUUUACGUUUGUACUAUAAUAUACUAGUAGUAAUUACAUUUGAAAGCUUUUUAUAUUAAGAAACAAGCUUGCCGCAAUUUUUUUAGCAA
Oryza sativa Japonica Group (Japanese rice) is the source of this 1410-nucleotide messenger RNA. Its product is annotated as cationic peroxidase SPC4. Gene Ontology annotation, biological process: response to oxidative stress; hydrogen peroxide catabolic process. The record is from RefSeq and is a predicted model, not a curated record. Lineage: Eukaryota; Viridiplantae; Streptophyta; Magnoliopsida; Poales; Poaceae. Gene Ontology annotation, molecular function: heme binding; peroxidase activity.